Molecule: messenger RNA, 1431 nt
Organism: Molossus molossus (Pallas's mastiff bat)
Lineage: Eukaryota; Metazoa; Chordata; Mammalia; Chiroptera; Molossidae
Gene: CPA4
Product: carboxypeptidase A4
Exons: 11
Coding region: 40-1305 (421 amino acids)
Biological process (GO): proteolysis
Molecular function (GO): metallocarboxypeptidase activity; zinc ion binding
Source: RefSeq, a predicted model, not a curated record
ACAACUUGGCUCAGCCACUGUGACAGACACCUUUGGGACAUGAUGUGGAUACUGUUCUUUGGGGCCCUUAUCGGACCCAGCAUCUGCAGCCGAGAAAAGUGUUUUGGGGACCAAGUUUUUAGGAUUAAUGUCAGAAAUGGAGACGAGAUCAGCAAACUAAAUGAGCUAGUGAAUUCAGACAACUUUAAGGUCAACCUCUGGAAAACCUGCUGUACCUUGGGUCUUCCUGUGGAUGUCCUGGUCCCAUCUGUCAGUCUGCAACCAGUCAAAUUCUUCCUCAAGUCCCACGGCUUAGAUUACUCAGUGACAAUUGAAGACCUGCAGGCCCUUUUAGAUAAGGAAAAUGAAGAAAUGCAAUACAACGAAGAGCAAGAACGAAGCGGUAAUAACUUCAACUAUGGGGCCUAUCACUCCCUGGAAGCUAUUUACCAGGAGAUGGACAACAUUGCUGGAGACUUUCCUGACUUGGCGAGCAGGGUGAAGAUUGGGCGUUCGUUUGAAAACCGGCCGAUGUAUGUACUGAAGUUCAGCACGGGAAGAGACUGUCAGCGGCCGGCCCUGUGGCUGAACGCGGGCAUCCAUUCCCGGGAGUGGAUCUCACAGGCCACGGCGAUGUGGACCGCGCGGAAGAUUGUGUCUGGUUACGGGAAGGAUCCAGCCAUCACCUCCAUCUUGGAGAAAAUGGAUAUUUUCUUGUUGCCUGUGGCCAAUCCUGAUGGCUAUGUAUACACGCACACUCAAAACCGACUUUGGAGGAAGACACGGUCCCAAAAUCCUGGAAGCCCCUGCAUUGGUGUUGAUCCAAAUAGAAAUUGGAACGCUAGUUUUGCUGGAGGCGGAGCCAGUGGCGAUCCUUGCUCUGAAAUCUACCAUGGCCCCCAUGCCAAUUCGGAAGUGGAGGUAAAAUCGGUGGUAGAUUUCAUUCAAAAGCAUGGGAAUUUCAAAGGUUUCAUCGAUCUGCACAGCUACUCACAGCUGCUGAUGUAUCCAUAUGGGUACACGACGAAAAAGGCCCCAGAUGCCGACGAGCUGGACAAGGUGGCAAGGCGCGCGGCCAAAGCUCUGGCUUCCCUGUCCGGCACUCAGUACCGCGUGGGUUCUACCUCCACCACUGUCUAUCCAGCCAGCGGGAGCAGCGUUGACUGGGCGUAUGAUAAUGGCAUCAAGUAUGCAUUCACUUUUGAGUUAAGAGAUACUGGGCACUAUGGUUUCCUCCUGCCAGCCAACCAGAUCAUCCCCACUGCAGAGGAGACCUGGCUGGGGCUGAAGACCAUCAUGGAGCAUGUGCGGGACCACCUCUACUAGAUGGGGAGCCUGCUCCGUCUGCACGUUCUUAUCCCCAUGUAUUACACACGCUGAAGGCACUAUUAAAGGGAGCAUGUGUCAGAGCCUCUGGCUUUGGAGAGGACACAGGUCAGCCCUCUGCAGCAC